This is a messenger RNA of Didymodactylos carnosus, 315 nucleotides long. The record is from the annotation of a GenBank genome assembly. Lineage: Eukaryota; Metazoa; Rotifera; Eurotatoria; Philodinida; Philodinidae.
AUGAGUGAACAACGUAAUUCAACAUCACCUAGUUUGUUUCCUGCACAACAAUCGCGCCCAGAAUUACCGACUAUUUUAGGAAAUUAUGUGACAGAACACGAUGGAGUUACAGAUAAGAUCGAUGGACAACAUCAACGACAAACACAACAACCGUCAGCAUCACGUUCAAAUUCAAACCAGUUAGUUGAUAGGAAUGAUGAUAUUAUUCUUCUCACUCAUAAUAAUGAAAGUAUACAACGUUCAAGACGUCCAACAGAUGUAUAUGCAAGAUAUCGACCAAACAGACAUAGAGAAGUAGGUGAAAACUUUGAAUGA